AUGACUUUCGCAAGGCCAAUUGUUAGCGUUUUUCCAUCCAAUGAUUCUACAAAGGCUGUUUCCAGCAUUCCUUUACCAACCGUCUUUGUUUCUCCACUAAGACAUGAUCUUGUUCGUUAUGUUUUUACCAAUAUGUCCAAGAACAAGAGACAAGCUUAUGGUGUUUCUACUAAAGCAGGUCACCAACAUUCCGCUGAGUCAUGGGGUACAGGUAGAGCCGUUGCUCGUAUUCCUCGUGUUUCUGCUUCUGGUACUAGCAGAUCAGAAGAUAUUGGCAAUCCGUCUUUCUAUUGGAUCAUGAUUGAAUCAAAUUUUGAUGGAGCGAACCGCCAGGGUGCUUUUGGUAACAUGUGUCGUGGUGGUCAUAUGUUCAGUCCAAACAAGACUUACAGAAGAUUCCACAGAAAGAUCAACACUACUGAAAAGCGUCAUGCAGUUGCAGCAGCUAUUGCAGCUACUGGAUGCCCAUCUUUGGUAAUGGCUCGUGGACACCGUAUCAAUAAUGUCCCAGAAUUACCCUUAGUUAUCUCCAAUGAAAUCCAGAACAUCAACAAAACAAGUGCUGCUGUUGAAUUCUUUAAGAAUUUCGGUCUCGAAGAGGAAAUGAAACGUAUUGAAUCUUCUAUUGCCAUCAGAUGUGGUAAGGGUAAGAUGAGAAACAGAAGAAGAGUCUGUGCUGUAGGUCCAUUGAUUGUUUAUGCUGAAGAUAAUGGUAUUGUUAAGGCCAUGAGAAACAUUAAGGGUGUUGAUACAUGUUCAGUUGAGCGUCUUAACCUAUUGAGACUUGCCCCAGGAGGCACCUUCGGUCGUCUUACCAUCUUCACCAAGGACGCUAUUAAGAGACUCCAGGAAAUUUAUGGUAGCUAUACUCAUGGAUCAUCAUCAAAGGUUGGAUACACAUUACCACGUCCAGCAAUGACUAAUGCUGAUAUUAGCCGUAUCAUUAAUUCCACUGAAGUUCAGUCUGUACUAAGACCAUUACGUGGAUUCAGAUGUAUGGGUGGCAUUAAAAGAACUAAGACUUUGAAGAAUAACUUGACUAAUCUUUCAAAGAGAGCAUGCUUAAACCCAGCAUACACUAGUCUUAGAAAGAGUGCAAGAUUAGCACAAAUCCCAGGCACUAGACUCCAUGCAAUUAAACAACGUCAAAAGGCAGCAAACCGUGCUCUUAAGAAGUCAAUUAAACAGAAAUCUGAAACAGCUCUCGCUGCUAAGGCCUUAUCUGGUCCUAACCAAAAUUAA
Molecule: messenger RNA, 1242 nt
Organism: Cryptosporidium ubiquitum
Lineage: Eukaryota; Apicomplexa; Conoidasida; Eucoccidiorida; Cryptosporidiidae
Product: 60s ribosomal protein
Exons: 5
Coding region: 1-1242 (413 amino acids)
Biological process (GO): translation
Cellular component (GO): cytosolic large ribosomal subunit; ribosome
Molecular function (GO): structural constituent of ribosome; RNA binding
Source: RefSeq, a predicted model, not a curated record